GUUUCUCGGGUGCUCACUGCGAGAUCGACAUCGAUGAGUGCAACCCCGACCCGUGCCACUACGGGACCUGUAAGGACAGCAUCGCCGCCUUCACCUGCCUCUGCCAGCCUGGCUACAUGGGCCACCGCUGCGACAUCAACAUCAACGAGUGCCAGAGCCAGCCCUGCAAAAACGGGGGGACCUGCCAGGACAGGAACAACGCCUACAACUGCCUUUGCCUCAAAGGGACCACGGGUGAGCGGGAGGGACACCCCCCGCAGGGGCUCCACGCACGGCAUCCCCAGUCCCAUCCCUGUCCCCGGGGUGGGUUGGCCCUGAGCCGCUGCCAGCAGCCGCCCUGGUGCCGGAGCUGGCCUGAGGCAUCCUUGGUGAAGGGCGAGUUCUCCCGGUUUGGUGCCUGGCUCUCGCAGGAACUGCGCCCCAGCCGGGAGCCGGGGAGCUGCUGGUGGCGGAGGCGCUUUGUUGUGGAGCGGGAGCGGCGCUCGGUGCCGGGCAUCGACAAGAUCACCGGCUACGAGUGCACCUGCGAGCCGGGGUACACAGGGCACAUGUGCAACAUCAACAUCGACGAGUGCGCCAGCAACCCUUGCCACAACGGGGGCACGUGCAAGGAUGGCAUCAACGGCUUCACCUGCCUCUGCCCGGAGGGCUUCCACGACCCCAAGUGCCUGUCCGAAGUGAACGAGUGCAACAGCAACCCCUGCAUCCACGGGAAAUGCCACGAUGGGCUGAACGGCUACAGGUGUGACUGCGACUCAGGCUGGAGUGGGACAAACUGCGACAUUAACAACAACGAGUGUGAAUCCAAUCCCUGCAUGAACGGUGGCACCUGCAAGGACAUGACCAGUGGCUACAUCUGCACCUGCAGGGAGGGCUUCAGCGGACCCAACUGCCAGACCAAUAUCAACGAAUGUGCCUCCAACCCCUGCCUGAACCAGGGCACGUGCAUCGACGACGUCGCCGGCUACACCUGCAACUGCCUCCUGCCCUACACAG
Molecule: messenger RNA, 996 nt
Organism: Leptosomus discolor (cuckoo roller)
Lineage: Eukaryota; Metazoa; Chordata; Aves; Leptosomiformes; Leptosomidae
Source: RefSeq, a predicted model, not a curated record